AUGUUCAGUAACCAGGACAGAAGCGCCUCACUCCAAGACAAUAGCUCCAGCCCCUCAACCUACUAUGAUCUUUCACAAGAUUUCCUCGAGCGUGCUCCACACCUACGCUUUAUCUUGCUAUACAUACUCUUUGCUUGGUGUGUAUAUAAAUUCAUUAUAUACCCUCGACUCUUCAGCCCUGUGCGUUUCCUCCCUCAGCCGAAAAAUGGCACUUAUCUAGGUAGUCAUCUCCUCGGUCGCUUCCAAGAGCCUAUUGCAGAAAGCUAUCGGCAAAUGAUGGAAGAUGUUCCGAACGAAGGAAUCAUGUUACUUCGCGAUUACUUCGGCUUUGAUCAAUUACUCGUCACCGUUCCAGAAGCAAUCAACGAUAUAUUAGUCCAAAAGCCGUACGAUUUCGAAAAGCCACACGAAAUGCGCUCCUUCUCGAGUCGUAUCAUCGGAGCAGGGCUCCUCACUGCAGAAAGCGACAUUCACAAAUUCCAACGAAAACAAGUUAUACCAAGUUUCACUUUGGAUAACACAAAGCGCCUGCCUCGUGCCGAUCUCGUGGAAUAA
Molecule: messenger RNA, 555 nt
Organism: Penicillium salamii
Lineage: Eukaryota; Fungi; Ascomycota; Eurotiomycetes; Eurotiales; Aspergillaceae
Source: the annotation of a GenBank genome assembly